Zootoca vivipara (common lizard) is the source of this 2844-nucleotide messenger RNA. It is a transcript of the gene GTF3C5, whose product is annotated as general transcription factor IIIC subunit 5. Gene Ontology annotation, molecular function: RNA polymerase III type 2 promoter sequence-specific DNA binding; RNA polymerase III type 1 promoter sequence-specific DNA binding. Lineage: Eukaryota; Metazoa; Chordata; Lepidosauria; Squamata; Lacertidae. Gene Ontology annotation, biological process: transcription initiation at RNA polymerase III promoter. Gene Ontology annotation, cellular component: transcription factor TFIIIC complex. The record is from RefSeq and is a predicted model, not a curated record.
CUUUUGAAGAGAGCGACUGUGGCGGUUCCUGGCGGGGAAAAUGGUCGGGGAAACCAGCGCCGAGGAAGGCGCAGGCUGCUGCUCUCCGGCCGUCGGGGCGGACGCGGCGACUUCAGAGCUAAACCGCGAUAAGAGGCUGGUGUGCGUGGAGUACCCGGGCGUUGUGCAGGACGUGGACAAGACGCUGCUGACGCUGGGCGGAGAGGAAGGGGUCUCUAGGAUCUACACUGACCCCAGCCGAAGACUCGAGCUCUACUUCCGCCCCAAGGACCCCUACUGCCACCCUGUGUGUGCCAACCGCUUCCCGACAUCUUCCAUGUUGCUGAAAGUUAAAAAGAAAAUGAGGAGGAAACGGACAGAAGCAGGAGAUUUUGAGGAAGAUGUCAAUUUUGAAGUAGAAGUUCUUGGCAUUGUUACCACAGUUUAUAAGUUUCAAGGGAUGUCUGAUUUCCAGUAUCUGGCAGUGCACUCUGGACCAGAUGGCAAGCAGGCCUCCAUGUAUGACAAAGUCCUGAUGCUCAAGCCAGAGAAAGAGGAGUUCUUCCUGAGUGACCUUCCGCUUUAUAUCCCUCCACCCAUUUUCUCACGCUUGGACACUCCUGUGGACUAUUACUAUCGACCAGAAACGCAACAUAGGGAAGGAUAUCAGAACCCCACAUUGUCCAGCGAAAACCUGAUAGGUCUCAGCCGAGCCCGUCGGCCCCACAACGCCAUCUUUAUCAACUUUGAGGAUGAGGAGAUCCCUAUGAAGGCUUUGGACGCUGCAGAGCAGACCUGGAGGAGAGUUUGCAGCAAUGCAGUGGAUCAAAAAGCAGAAGAGGAACUGAGGAAGCUGUUUGAGGUCCGUCCAGUCUGGUCUCGUAAUGCUGUGAAAGCCAAUAUAAGCAUCCACCCUGACAAGCUCAAGUUCCUUCUGCCUUACUUAGCUUACUACAUGCUAACUGGACCCUGGAGGAGCCUGUGGGUCCGCUUUGGUUAUGAUCCCAGGGAACACCCAGAAGCAAAGUUCUACCAGGUGCUGGAUUUCAGAAUUCGCUGCGGAAUGAAAUAUGGAUAUGCCCCUAAUGACAUGCCUGUGAAAGCUAAACGCAGCACCUACAACUACAGCCUGCCCAUCACUGUGAAAAAACCAGCGAGCCAUGUAGUUGGCAUCCAGGACCUUAAGCAAGGACUGAGCACCUCUGGGAUGUCCAGUACACGGAAACCUGCUUUCAGCAAGUACAAACUUAAAGAUUCGAUUUACAUCUUCCGAGAAGGUUCCCUGCCUCCUUACCGACAGAUGUUCUAUCAGCUUUGUGACCUGAAUGUGGAAUGCUUGCAGAAGAUCAUUCGCCGGAAUGAUGGCAUGGAGACGGUGUGUACAGAGAGGGACGGCUGGUGUCUUCCCAAGACCAGUGAUGACUUGCGGGAUACCAUGUCUCUGAUGAUAAAGCAGAUCAUCCGCUCCAAAAGGCCUGCUCUGUUCACAAGCACUUCUAACACAGAAGAGGGCAAAGAGCAGCUGGCGUUCGAGUCCGGAGAGGAGGAGGAGGAGGAAGAGGAAGAGGAAGAGGAGGAGUUCAAAGAACCGUCUGAUGGGAGUGAGAAUGAAAUGGAGACAGAGAUUUUGGACUAUGUGUGAUGCACCAGAACUUGCACUGUGGGACCUAUUCCUGGCGAGGAUCUUUGCUUCUCUUGUCCCUACAGGCAAGACAGGAAGCCAGGCCUAAUGAGACAAAUACCCAUCCAUGUCUCUUCUUUGGGUUCUGUUCUUUACAGACACCCAUGUGUGCCUUUUUGAUAGUGAUUUGGGGGUAAAGAUUGUGAUGAGUAAGGCUGCUUAUCCUUGAGCUCUGCAGGCAUGGCAAAUGUUCAAAUAAUGGGGUUGGAGAUGCCUUAUCCCUAGAGGUUUUGCUAAAUAUUCAUCUAAAGAAAGCUUAGCUAACUGGUUAACACACAAGCCUGGUAGACCUUCAUCUUGGCAUUGGUUAACAUCUCAUUCUUCCAUAUCCUUUAGGAGAGGCAAGCCAUUGCAGUAGCCGCCUUACUAAUACUAAAGUCAAACUGAAGGCAUAUGAGAACAGGUUGAAGACUAUGCCAGAGAGUUGAGUUGAGAACACAACCUUGUUUCAUGCCAUUCUUUGGAGGGAAGGUGUCUUUUUAUAUAUAUAAAAAAAUCAGGAGUCCUUGUGACUGAGUAGAUUAAGUUUGAGUAAUAGUAAUUUUUCCUCUUAUGUUGCCAAUGAUACAAUAUAAAGCAUUCAUAUACUGAUGAAUGUGGGAGUGGGGUUCAAAGUGAAGAUAAUGAUUUAUGUUUGGAUUUAAAUUUAGAUGAACCAAAUUGAGCCAAAUGCUGAUUGGGGGAAUUGUUCAUUUUCUGGAAUACUGGCAUAUGCUACGAAAUUAAACCACAUUGGGGUAAAGCCAUCUUUUUGGACCUGUCCACAUGUCAACUGUAGUUUAUUUGUAACUCUCUCAAGGAGGGUUGUUUCCCAAACGUGUUUUGUACCAAUAGUCUAUCAUCAUGCCAGAAAGCUCUUUCCAGUGUCUGGUUAUGUUGCAUCUCACUGCUUGUAAUAAAUGGCUUGUUAAUUCUAUAUUAUGUAAAUGCAGAUUAUCUAGUAAUAUAUUUAAUAAAACUAAUUCUCGUUUGACUUCCAAUUGUUAUUUAUUUCUUGAAAUAUUGAAUUCUAGAAGGCCUGGAUUUUUGUACAUUUCCACCACAUGUGGACUAUGGACUAUACCAGGUGUGGGGCAGCCCCUCUAGCAAAGUGGUGAGGUGCCAGGAUGAAUCAUUCCCAGCUUCCUGGGUGUUAGGUACCACCUUUAUAUGAGUUUUAGGGUAAUUCUCUAUUGCUUGCCAAA